GGAAGUACGCCGUCCUACCUCGGUUGUUGUUCUUCGAGAAUGUCGGAGGACUUGGUGAAGCAGCUCGGCAGCUACAAAGCUCAGCUCCAGCAAGUUGAAGUCGCCUUGUCCACUGAUGCGGACAAUGAAGACCUCCGCAAACUACAGAAAGACUUGCAGGAAGUCAUUGACUUGACAAAAGACCUCCUGGCCUCACAGCCCGCUGAUGCUGCUCCCAGUACAAAUGGCGCCCCAGCGGCUCCCGCCAAGCACAUCUGGAAAGUGGGGGACAAGUGUUUGGCCGUGUGGAGUCAGGACGGACAGGUGUACGACGCCGAGAUCGAGGAGGUCGACCAUGACAACAGCACGGCGGCCGUCACCUUCAUCAGCUACGGCAACGCCGAAGUCAUCCCCCUGCAGAACCUCAAGUCGCGAGAGGACGGAGGCCACCUGGACGAUGACUUGCUGGGUUUAAAGUCCAAGUCGAGGAAGGAGCAGAUAGCCGAACAGCGAGAAUAUAAAAAGAAGAAAGCCCAGAAAAAGGUGCUGAGGAUGAAGGAACUGGAGCAGGAGCGGGAGGACCAAAAGUCCAAGUGGCAACAGUUCAACAACAAAGCCUACUCAAAAACGAAGAAAGGACAGGUCAAGAGGAGCAUAUUUGCCUCCCCAGAAAGCGUGAAUGGAAAAGUCGGGGUGGGAACGUGCGGCAUCGCCGACAAACCCAUGACUCAGUACAACGACACAUCCAAAUACAACGUCAGACAUUUAAUGCCACAAUGACCCCUCCCCCUCCCGUGUCUCUUGUAAAUACAUUAACCCUUUCAGCGCCACGCUGAAUGUAAGCCUGUUUUCCACGUUGUGCGUACACAUGAUCCAAGUUUGUCCAGUUCAAGAGGAGCAACUCGAAUACCAUUUGAAAUGUCGGUGUAGUUUUCUUAGUAGGAAGUGCGUGACCCCGCUUCGCAAUGAGGUCACAGGACGUAGACUUUGUGCCCUAAGUCCACACAGGCCACCGUGCUGUGUGUUUUCAUUUCAGAGUAAAUGCAUCCAUAACCGCAGUGAUGCUUUUCACUUCUGUAUUUAUAACAAGCAACUAUUAAAAGAUCCAUUUGUUGAGUUUUA
This is a messenger RNA of Nerophis lumbriciformis (worm pipefish), 1101 nucleotides long. RefSeq names its product survival motor neuron domain containing 1 (gene smndc1). Gene Ontology annotation, cellular component: cytoplasm; nucleus; precatalytic spliceosome. Gene Ontology annotation, biological process: mRNA processing; regulation of alternative mRNA splicing, via spliceosome. Lineage: Eukaryota; Metazoa; Chordata; Actinopteri; Syngnathiformes; Syngnathidae. The record is from RefSeq and is a predicted model, not a curated record. Gene Ontology annotation, molecular function: RNA binding.